GUCUACUGAAGCCUGUCCACAUGAGCGGAGGCGGCGCCCUGCAGCAACGCACCACCUACCUCAUCUCCCUCACCCUGGUCAAGGUAGAGGCUGUGGAGGAGAAUGGAGGGGAGGCCAAGAGCAGCACCCAGGGGAAGGAGGUGGAGGCCGGGCAAGGAGAAAGGGCAGGAAGAGAGGAGGCCGCGGCGAGAGCGGAGGCAGGAGGUUACGCUCCUGCUCAGGCUGAGAACGGAGCCGGGGUUGUUCUAGGACAACCGCAAAAGGCUGAGGGUGCUGCUGUUGGGAAAGACAGGAAGUUGAUUGAGGAAGUCAAAGAUGAAGAGAGGAAGCCUCUCAGCCCGAUGAAGGAUAAAGUGCCCUCUGCGGUCGAUGUCCCGGGUAAAGGGAGUGAGAAGCCAACAGGCAGCCUCUCCAUACCUUUACCUGAGAGGGUGACCAAGUCUGUGGAGAUCGACUUCACACGAGUUGAGACAACGCUUACCACCCCAGAGGCGCAGCAAUGCAGGUCACCCUCGCUGACCAGAACACCUCCAUCAGAGGUGGUGGAGCCCAGCCGGACCCCGACCAGGACCAGCCUCCCCAUACGCCCGGUCGGGCAGCGGCCUGUGAGUCUUCUGAAGUCUCACAGCAACGUCGCCACCCGAGGGCGAGAAUCCAGAGAUGGUAGAGAGCGCAGCCCGACCUCGGCACAGAGCCUGGACCGCAAGGACUGUCGCAUGCAGACCCGCUCACCGGGCCCCUGUAGGGCCUCCUGGGCUGAGGCGAGCAGGCCCGAUGGAUGGAGGGACAUGCGGGAUGAAGCUCCAUCUGGAAUCCCUCUUGAGAUGGCCGCUGUGAUGAGAGACAUGCCCAGGAAAGAGAGACUAAAGUCCGGGUCGGCUUCCUUACCUGCGCCCGUGACUCAAGUCGGCAAACCAGGCCGCAAAGGUAAAAGCCGCACACUGGACAACAGCGACUUGAACAGCCUCUCUGAAGACCUGGGGCUGGCCCGGGAGGCUCAGCAGGCCCAACAGGGCCAAAGAGGCUCGGCUAAAGAUAGAAAGAUGCUAAAGUUCAUCAGUGGUAUUUUCACAAAGAGCAGUUCGGGGGCAGCAGGGUCAUCCUCCACAGCGCCCCCUGUCUACAUACAGAGAGACUCCAGCGAGGAGGAAGUAAAUAUUGCCAACAGCCAGGAGUGGACACUGGGCAGAGCCAUCCCAGAGCUCAGACUGGGCAUUCUGGGAAGUCUGAAAAGUGGCAAGUCAGCGCUGGUGAACAAAUACAUCACGGGCAGUUAUGUUGCACUCGAGAAGCCGGAUGGCGGCCGGUAUAAAAAGGAAGUGCUGGUGGACGGACAGAGUCAUCUAUUACUGAUCCGAGAGGAAUCCGGUCCACCUGAUGCACAGUUCAGCAGCUGGGUUGACGCAGUGAUCCUCGUCUUCAGUCUGGAGAACGAAGCCAGUUUUCAGGAGCUCUACCAGUUCUACAGCCAGCUGAACGCUCAGCGCACAGACAUCCCCGUCAUCGUGGUCGGCACCCAAGAUAAGAUCAGCAGCACCAACCCUCGUGUGAUCGAGGAUCAGAGAGCCCGACAGCUCUGCAUCGACGUGCGUCACUCUCUGUUUUACGAGACCUGUGCCACCUACGGGUUCAACGUGGACCGAGUCUUUUCAGAGGCCGCUCAGAAGAUUGUAGUUCAGAAGAAGCAGGCGGCGCUGCAGGCCUGCAAGUCUCUCCCCAACUCUCCCAGUCACUCCGGAGGAUCCACACCUGGAUCUGCAACGUUCCCCGGACAGGCCAGUAAUGGCCCGAGUAUCGGCUACGCCUACUCCCUCCCCUCCACUCCUGUGGUGGGCCACAGAGAGCUGCGGGUCGCUCAGGGAGAGGGGGUGAGCAGUGUCAACUCACGCUCGCUGAAGAACAUCCCCCGACGGCCCUCUCUCUUCAAGAACCGGGACUCAGACAAGAAGUCGGGUGAUGCUAAAGGAGACCUGAGCAGCACGCGCGGCGUUCCCAUCAAACAGAGCAUCCUGUGGAAGAGGAGUGGAAGCUCUCUGAAUAAGGAGUGGAAGAAGAAAUACGUCACCCUGUCCAACAACGGCACGCUGUCCUACCACUCCAGCUCCAGUGAUUACACACAGAACAUCCACGGGAAGGACAUCGACCUGCUGCGUGUGACGGUUAAAGUUCCUGGAAAGCGUCCUCCGAGAGCCGUCGCACCUGCGGGCCCCUCACCUGUCCCCCCCACCUCUGUACCUGGAGUCAACGGGCUGAGUAAAGAGCCGGCAGCUGCUGAUAACACCAGUACAGUUCCUCAGUUGUGUCCAGCGACCCUCUCUGUCGUGGACGACCGCUCGUCUGGAGGUUUGUCGCCUCAAGGAGGAGAUCGAGCUCUUCAGCGCUGUCCCUCCUCCUUAUCAACCAAAGCACAAAGUGUCGAUGCCCUCGAAGGGGCCGCCAGUCCUUUCUCUGGGAAAGACCCCGGCCAGGCAUCGCCCAUGAGCGAUAGGAAGAAGAACAGGAGGAAGAAGAGUAUGAAUCAGAAAGGAGACACGGCCGUCGGGCAGGCUGAAGAGGAGGAGAAUGCUGACUUCAUUAUCGUGUCGUUCACCGGGCAGUCGUGGCACUUUGAGGCCCAGAGUCAGGAGGACAGAGACUCGUGGGUGUCGGCGAUAGAGAGCCAGAUCCUGGCGAGUCUGCAGUCCUGUGAGAGCGGCAGAAACAAGGCUCGGCGGAGCAGCCAGAGCGAGGCCGUCGCCCUGCAGGCCAUCCGCAACGCCAAGGGCAACAGUCUGUGUGUGGACUGUGAAGCUCCAAAUCCAACCUGGGCCAGCCUUAACCUGGGCGCGCUGAUCUGCAUUGAGUGCUCAGGGAUCCAUCGAAACCUGGGGACUCACUUGUCUCGUGUGCGCUCUCUGGAUUUGGACGACUGGCCUGGGGAGCUCACACAGGUGCUGGCUGCCAUCGGAAACCACAUGGCCAACAGCAUCUGGGAGAGCUGCACCCAAGGCAGAACCAAACCCACGCCGAACGCAACCCGUGAGGAGAGGGAAUCCUGGAUACGUGCAAAGUACGAGCUGCGGGCGUUUGUGUCGGCUCUUCAGCCGGCCUCGGGGUCGCAGCAGUCAGAGGACGGCAUGCCGUUGUGGAUCCUGUCUGCGGUGACAGAGAGAGACCUGCCCAGACUGCUGCUGCUUCUAGCCCACAGCACCAAGGAUCAGAUCAACGCUCAAUCCACCGGGUCGAGUCCGUCGCCUCGCACCGCCCUGCACGCUGCGUGUCAGCUGGGAGACGCAGUCAUGACCCAGCUGCUCAUCUGGUACGGUAUUGAUGUGAAAGCGAAGGAUGACCAGGGGCAGACCGCUCUGAAGAUGGCCAGACAAACAGGAAGCAAAGGCUGCAUUGAUAUUCUGCUCCAACACGGCUGUCCCAACGACACGUCGUCCCCACCCACCGCCACGCCCGUCCUCUCCCGCCGCUCCAGCACCGCCAGCCUGGGCAGAACCAGCUCCAGGAAGCGGUAGCGAAGAUGCCGCAGAAAACCGGUGACGCCUGGAGGAUGUGCAUUAAAAUUUUACAACGCAGAUAAAGCCGACUCAAAGAAAGGAGACAGGACUAUAUUGUAGAAAUGUGGAUUUAAAAAAAAGUUUCUAAGACUGAGCAACAUAUCAAACAACUUUAAAAGCAAUAUUCACUGAAUUUGUUGAUGACAGACAUAUUGCUGAAAUACUGUGUUGUUGUUGACCUCAUUUUAAAAUGACUCAAGUAGAACUCUGUAGCUGUCUCCUGUAAUAGUAGAGCAGACACUCGACCUGCUGCAGUUUCACUUCCUCCAGAUGAAGUGCAAUAAUCCAGCUACGACGACGACGACGACGACAAAAAGCAACAAGUUUUAGUGCAACUGUGUCAGAUAUUAUGUAAUAAAGACCUCCAGAGGGUGCUGCUUUUAUUCCAAUUAGUUGUGACUGGACCAAAAACAGCAAUUCUUUUCUUGGGCUUUACAAAUAAAACCUUCAGUAUGUCAUGUUGUUUCUUGUGUGUGCCUGUCGCAGCAGUAUCAAGGUCAGUUCAGCCGAUAGAAACUGUUUUCCAUUGAAGAGUCAGCUGAGAUAAUUCUGCUUGGAUUAGAAAAAUGAAUGGUUUAAAACAUGAAACAUGUCAGUGUUACUCUCACAGGUCAAAGAUAUGACAUUUUAAUAUGAUGUAAAUGUAACUAUACUACAUACUUAGUGUUCAACUGUAACUACGACACGACGGAAACAUCAAAGACUCAAGUUUUGUAAAUGAUUUCUACUGGUAGUUUUGAAAAUAUGUCAAGUUUGUUUUUUUCAUUGUCUCAUGAUUUCUUAUUCUCUUUUGUCAUAAAACAGAAAACAAAUGCUUUGACGUGCGGAAACAUGAAGCGGGUUGUUGAAAGGUUUCUUUGAGAUGGCCGGACGACUGCAUCAAGUUACUCAUUUUACUGUUGUGUAGGUCUUUCACAUGAGUUUACAGUCAAGUGUGAAGAGGUGAAGGUGCCAUCGUUACUUCUGACACUUUGUGGGUCGUGUGAGUCCUUCAUGAGCUAAAAGACAUAGUUACUGGAACAAAUAAACUUUUUUUAAUUAGCAUUAUGA
Notolabrus celidotus (New Zealand spotty) is the source of this 4595-nucleotide messenger RNA. It is a transcript of the gene agap2, whose product is annotated as ArfGAP with GTPase domain, ankyrin repeat and PH domain 2. The record is from RefSeq and is a predicted model, not a curated record. The coding region runs from base 21 to 3503 and encodes 1160 amino acids. NCBI's taxonomy places the organism in Eukaryota, Metazoa, Chordata, Actinopteri, Labriformes, Labridae. Gene Ontology annotation, molecular function: protein binding; GTPase activator activity; GTPase activity. Gene Ontology annotation, cellular component: nucleus. The transcript has 18 exons.